AUGGAUGAUCUGAACCCCAUUGAGAGACUUCCAGAUGAGAUUCUUUACCGAAUCCUUUUGCAAUUACUGUACGAAGAUUAUUCUGAAAGACCACCUUCUUGGAAUCCAUGGACUCAAUCACCACACGUACUCAACUUUUGCUUGGCCCAGAAGAGAUUCUGCAGAGCAUAUUCCUUAUGUAAAUCGCGAACACCUGAGUCUAAGCUUACACCUAUAUUCAAACUUUCAAAUGAGAUUCUAGAGAAUAUACUUGAAAACCUUGUUCAUAAUUCUGGGAAACUGAUUCCUAUUGAUCAUCGAGCCUCUUUAAGUGUAGAGAGUUUUCAGUCUAUGCCACCACAAUCCUGGGAGGAUACAAAUAUUACCACAACUCUUAGCCGUACUUGUAAGAAAUUCUACAGUCUAUUACUUGGUAGACAGUUCGCUCGUGUGUCUAUUCGAUGCUCUGAAGCUGGUUUCAACCGGUUACAGUUUUUGGUGAAAGAGCGACCUCGCUUGGCGGAACACGUCAAAAAGUUCUCGUAUAUGAUUCCAGUGUUUUAUCAUCGAGGUCUAAGUCAACUUCAAGUUUUAUUUGACGAGACUCAUGCGGCGACAGUGGAUCUUGAGAGACAAGUGAACCAAAGAGGAACCAGUGGCAAUGCUCGUCGAGUCGAUAGAUCCCGACCAUCGCUCAAACAGCUUCGAGUCAAGCUUGAUCGUAAUCGCAAGGAUAAGAUUACUAUAUUUAGAGUAUUAUCACGAGCCCGUGAACAGGCAGUCAUCAUCAAUAAUAGAAUCGAUAUACAGAGUUUACUUCGCGCCUUUCGGUUAUUCGACCAUCUCCAACAAGUCCGUCUCAUGAGGGUUCAAGAUAAAGUGGAUACAGAUUGGGCUUCAUUCCUGAGAGAAAGACGCUGGAUCGCCAUUUCUCGAAACAAUAACAACAAUAACAAUGUAACCGACCCUAUUCUUUCCAUCGACCUUAAUCCUUUAGAAUGGACAGCCGCAUGCGAACAUUCUGCUCGAGCCCUCGGCUACGCAUUUCUCGAGUCUGAUUCUCCUGCAACCCGCUUUUCAAGUCGUUUCGUCAAUCCACGGAUUCCAUUACUGUUAAACUCACAUUCUCAUAACACGAUUUCAACAUUGGCAAAUCGACUCACGUGCCUAGAAAUUCAAAUCCAAGAACCAACAGAUGAUAAGAUGCACCAACUCUCCAGUCUCUUCAACACCUUCUUUACAUCCGCCCAUCAAAUUCAAGGACUCCAUAUAGGGUUCCCAUCCAAUAGACCUCUAACCCAUGUACCACUUGAAGCCGUUUUCCACAACGUCACUUGGGAAAAUCUAAGAUAUGUGGGCUUUGGAGCGUGGCAUUUGGACAGUGAGGAGAUUAUUGGGUUACUGAGACGCCAUAAACAUACGUUGAGGAGUGUGAGACUCAGGAGUGUGAAAUUGAAGGAGGGCAGUAAGUGGACGGAUGUGGUGAGGAUGUUGAGGCGGGAGUUGAGGGAGUUGAAGUGGGUUAGUUUGAGGGGGAUUGGGUAUGUAGGGGGCAACGAAGGGGGGAAUGGGGUGAUAGUUGGGGUGGCGGGAAAUGGAAGCGGAAACGGAAAUGGAAAUGGGGUGGGUGGUUUUGUGCAACAUGUAAAUCAAAUAGGAAAUCCCAACGUCGGCAGCACCGUCGACGACGAUGACGACAGCGACGAAAGCGACCAAGAACUAGAUUUUGAAGAUACGACGAUAGGAGAUCGCGUUCUAAGUCAUCACAGUAGUUCAAUACACUUGGCGAAUUCGACGUCGACGCCCAACAAAAGUGGAAAUCUAGAAGGCGGACGCGAGGCGGAAAGUGGAAGAAGGGGUAUCGAAGGUGCAGGAGGAGCAGUCCCAAGCUGUGAGUGUGAAAAUGGGUUUGGCAUGGCGGAUUUGGGGGAUGAGGGGAGCGAGGGCUCGGUAUCGAAACACCAUUGGAAGUUUUGGGAAUUGUGGGCUGUGAAGAGAUGUGCUGUGCAUGAUGGUGAUGAUGGUGAUGGUGAUGGUUUGUUUACUGCUGUGUCAAGAUGA
Molecule: messenger RNA, 2040 nt
Organism: Sclerotinia borealis F-4128
Lineage: Eukaryota; Fungi; Ascomycota; Leotiomycetes; Helotiales; Sclerotiniaceae
Source: the annotation of a GenBank genome assembly